CUCGACUAUUAUAUCCCUAGUAUACCACCAUACAUAGUAGUGCAAGUGCUUCAGAGUCCAUCGUGCGAGGUAUUGCUUGCCAGCAAUCUAGUGUCUAGCUCACGAUGGACGAUCAUAAGGGUCUCGAACUUGCGCUCGAGGAAGCACGUAAGGGGUAUGAAGAAGGCGGGAUACCCAUCGGAGCCGCCCUCGUUUCUGCCGAUGGCAGGGUGCUCGGCCGAGGCCAUAAUAUGAGGAUACAAGCCGGCAAUCCGAUCCUUCACGGCGAGACCUCAUGUCUGCAGAAUGCUGGCCGCUUGCCAUCGUCCGCGUACCGGGGUAGUACGAUGUAUACGACCCUAUCGCCGUGCGACAUGUGUACCGGCGCAUGCCUUCUAUACGGCAUCCCUCGGGUCGUUGUCGGUGAGAAUAGGACAUUCAUGGGCGGCGAGGCAUAUCUGAAGCAGCGGGGUGUCGAAGUGGUCUUGCUCGACUCACCCGAGUGCCGGGAGCUGAUGCAAAAGUUCAUCGCAGAAAAGCCUGAAGUCUGGAAUGAGGAUAUCGGUGUGGAAGAAGGAGUCUCCUCCAAGAAGAUUUAGUAAAGAAUUGUUUG
Molecule: messenger RNA, 592 nt
Organism: Xylaria bambusicola
Lineage: Eukaryota; Fungi; Ascomycota; Sordariomycetes; Xylariales; Xylariaceae
Product: putative cytosine deaminase
Exons: 6
Coding region: 105-578 (157 amino acids)
Cellular component (GO): cytoplasm; nucleus
Molecular function (GO): diaminohydroxyphosphoribosylaminopyrimidine deaminase activity
Source: RefSeq, a predicted model, not a curated record